This is a messenger RNA of Opisthorchis viverrini, 216 nucleotides long. RefSeq lists its product as hypothetical. The transcript is spliced from 2 exons. The coding region runs from base 1 to 216 and encodes 71 amino acids. The record is from RefSeq and is a predicted model, not a curated record. NCBI's taxonomy places the organism in Eukaryota, Metazoa, Platyhelminthes, Trematoda, Opisthorchiida, Opisthorchiidae.
AUGUUCGUAUCUGAAGCUAGAGUUCCGGAGGCAGUUCAGUCCAUGGACAGUCUGGUGUUGAAUUACGCCCUUCUUCAUGAAGCUCGAGAAAACCCUGAGUCCGUAUGGAGUGAUUCUGUACCUGUAACGCUUAUCUAUUUUCACUUGAAGAUGUGUGAAGUUGUGCAAAGAGGCUUUCGAGGGGGACAGUCUGCCUACCUGUCCAAGCACACAUAA